Messenger RNA from Cyphellophora attinorum, 1095 nucleotides. Its product is annotated as putative nitronate monooxygenase. Gene Ontology annotation, molecular function: nitronate monooxygenase activity. NCBI's taxonomy places the organism in Eukaryota, Fungi, Ascomycota, Eurotiomycetes, Chaetothyriales, Cyphellophoraceae. Bases 1 to 1095 code for a protein of 364 amino acids. The transcript has 2 exons. The record is from RefSeq and is a predicted model, not a curated record.
AUGUCAUCACCACCCGCCCUCAACACGCCACUAUGCAAGCUGCUCGGCAUCAAAUACCCCAUCAUGCUGGCCGGCAUGGCACGAACAUCUGGCGGGCCCCUUGCUGCCGCAGUCACGAACGCCGGCGGCAUCGGCACAAUUGGAGGUUUGGGAUAUACACCUAAGCAGCUACAAGAAGUACAUGGCCUCAUAUCUCCGCACACCCUCCGCGCCAUCAUCGACGAACUCAAGUCCAACCUCGACGACAAGAACGCCCCCUUCGGCGUCGACCUGGCCCUCCCGCAAGUCGGCGGCUCCGCCCGCAAGACAAACCAUGACUACACCCACGGCCAGCUCGACGACCUCAUCACCGUGACCAUAAACUCCGGCGCAAAAAUCUUCAUUUCCGCCGUCGGCGUCCCACCUCCACAUGUGAUUAAGCGCCUCCACGAAGCAGGCAUCUACGUAAUGAACAUGGUCGGCGCGCCCAAACACGCCGAAAAAGCCCUGAAAGCCGGCGUCGACAUCGUCUGCGCCCAAGGCGGUGAGGGUGGAGGGCAUACAGGCGACAUCGCUAACAGCAUCCUCAUCCCCGCCGUGUGCGACGUCGCCCGCAAAUACAAAUCCCCCCUGACAGGCGAGCCCGCCCUCGUCGUAGCAGCAGGCGGCAUUAACGACGGCCGCAGCCUCGCCUCAUCACUGAUGCAAGGCGCCGUCGGCGUCUGGGUUGGCACGCGCUUCGUCGCGAGCACUGAAGCCGGGUGCUCGCAGCAGCACAAGGAGGGCGUUGUGAGCGCUGACUUCACCGAUACUUUACGAACACUCGUCGUCUCAGGGCGGCCGCUGCGGGUCAAGGCAAAUGACUAUAUCAAGAAGUGGGAGGCUCAGCCGGCGAAAAUCAAAGAGUUGACGGAUAAGGGUGUCGUUCCUAUGAUGGCGGAUAUUGAGAAUGAUGUUGAGGAUGUGGAUAUGCCGUUUUUGAUGGGGCAGGUUGCGGCUGUUAUUGGGGAAAUCAAGCCCGCGAAGGACAUCGUUGAGGGGAUGGUGAAGGAGGCGGUGCAACAAAUAAAGCUGGGUCAGUCAUAUCUACUCGAUGGAGGGCGGAGUCGAUUGUGA